AUGCAUCGGAACUUGAGCGUGAAGAAACACAAUGCGAGAGACAAGGCCUCUUACCUGAUUCCCAUCAGUGACUUCAAGGAUGGUGGUUUAUGGGUCCAGCUCAAGACCGGUGAAGAAGUCAAGGAGGAGGACGUUGUGAUGACUGAGGAAGAAUGGAACACCACAAGUGCGAGAUAUGGUGCAAACCACUACAUUGCGGGAAUGGCCGCAAGGAUGGUCUUCGUAGAUGACGAAGGAGAAGAGCUUCAUGUCGGAAGUAUGAUGGCGAUGACGACCGCCAGAGUUCCCAGCUUCGAACCAGGGAGUAUGUCUUCAGAUUGGAUCAAGGCCUGCAAGGUGCACAACGCGGUGUUGAACAUUGAGGCGAACGAUUUGAUGAAGUUCGUGGAAGUGGCGGAGGAUGAAAUCUUUGAAGAGGAUGAU
Molecule: messenger RNA, 423 nt
Organism: Symbiodinium necroappetens
Lineage: Eukaryota; Dinophyceae; Suessiales; Symbiodiniaceae
Source: the annotation of a GenBank genome assembly